This is a messenger RNA of Lagenorhynchus albirostris (white-beaked dolphin), 780 nucleotides long. RefSeq names its product kinetochore protein Spc25-like. Lineage: Eukaryota; Metazoa; Chordata; Mammalia; Artiodactyla; Delphinidae. The transcript has 2 exons. Gene Ontology annotation, cellular component: Ndc80 complex. Gene Ontology annotation, biological process: chromosome segregation. The record is from RefSeq and is a predicted model, not a curated record. The coding region runs from base 1 to 780 and encodes 259 amino acids.
AUGAUAACAGAAAAACAGACCGAUACAAAGAAAGUUGGCGCGGCUGCGGGAUCCGAUUCUGGAGACCCGCUGUUGGCUGGUAUCACAUUGUCUUUCAAAGUGGUAGAGGACGAACUGGCACUAUUCGAUAAAAGCAUAAAUGAAUUUUGGAAUAAAUUCAAAAGCACUGUCAGUGACACCUCCUGUCAGAUGGUGGGCCUAAGAGAUACCUACAAGGAUUCCAUUAAAGCAUUUGCAGAAAAGCUGGCUGUGAAAUUAAAGGAAGAAGAACGAAUGGUUGAGAUGCUUCUGGAAUAUCAAAAUCAGAUCUGCAGGCAGAAUAAGCUCACUCAAGAAAAGAAAGAGAAUUUGUUGAAGUUGAUUGCUGAAGUAAAAGACAAAAAGCAGGAACUGGACGCACUGACUGCAGAUAUCCAGGACCUUAAGGAAGAAUAUGCUAGGAAGAGGGAAACUAUUUCCACUGCUAACAAAGCUAAUGAAGAGAGGUUGAAAAGGCUACAGAAAUCUGCAGACCUGUAUACAGGUCGACUUGGACUAGAAAUUCGAAAAAUUUAUGGUGAUAAGUUGCAGUUUCUAUUCACUAAUAUUGACCCUAAGCAUCCUGAGAGCCUAUUUAUGUUUUCCCUGAGCCUAAAUGAAGCAAGGGACUAUGAGGUGUCAGAUAGCGCUCCUCAUUUUGAGUGCCUAGCAGAAUUUCAAGAAAAUGUAAGGAAGACCAACAAUUUUUCGGCUUUUCUUGCCAAUGUUUGGAAAGCUUUUACUGCUAUUGUUUAUAAUUAA